Messenger RNA from Macrobrachium nipponense, 2919 nucleotides. Its product is annotated as carboxy-terminal domain RNA polymerase II polypeptide A small phosphatase 1-like. The record is from RefSeq and is a predicted model, not a curated record. The transcript has 4 exons. The coding region runs from base 54 to 917 and encodes 287 amino acids. Gene Ontology annotation, molecular function: RNA polymerase II CTD heptapeptide repeat phosphatase activity. NCBI's taxonomy places the organism in Eukaryota, Metazoa, Arthropoda, Malacostraca, Decapoda, Palaemonidae.
UUUUUUUUUUUUUUUGUCUUCCAGGAAGUCAGAGUGGUGGUAAAAAGCCAAAAAUGAGUCUCUUCCGCACCCUCUUCUGCUGUUGUGUUUCUGCAGAGAAUGAAGGAAGCGCUGCCCAAAAUGGUGUGUGUGUAUCAGAGGAUGUGCCCCCAUAUACUCAUUUACCACCACCAACAGGACCUCAGAGACAUCUGUUGCCCUCCGUCAGCCAUCGAGACAUGCACAAGAAGUGCAUGGUUAUUGACCUUGAUGAAACCCUGGUACACUCCUCAUUUAAGCCUAUCAGCAAUGCUGAUUUCAUAGUUCCUGUGGAAAUUGAUGGAACCAUCCACCAAGUUUACGUUUUGAAACGACCAUAUGUAGAUGAUUUUCUACAAAAGAUGGGAGAACUUUAUGAAUGCGUACUAUUUACAGCUAGUCUGGCCAAGUAUGCAGAUCCAGUAGCCAACCUUCUUGACAAAUGGGGAGUGUUCCGUGCACGUCUCUUCCGGGAAUCUUGUGUCUUCCAUCGAGGCAAUUACGUUAAGGAUCUUAGCCGGUUAGGACGAGACCUCCAUAAAGUAGUUAUAAUGGACAAUUCACCUGCAUCAUAUAUCUUCCAUCCCGACAAUGCUGUUCCUGUUUCUUCUUGGUUUGAUGACAUGAGUGACUCCGAGCUCAUUGAUCUCAUACCCUUCUUGGAAACAUUAAGUAAAGUGGACAAUGUGUACAGUGUUCUCAGGAACUGCAACAAUCCACUCAAUUCUCAAUCCUCUCCUCAACAAGGGAACCAAGUGCUCCCACAACUCAGCCAGGGACCCAUGACUCAAGUUCAGCCACCUCAGCUCAUAUCACAACAGCAGCAACAGCAACAAACCCAAGAUCCACAGCAAAUCAAGAAAGAUUAUGAGGAGACAAAAGAUGGUGCCCCCUCAUGAGAGGAGGAAGGGAGUGUUGUUAGGCAGGAUUCAUAGGAGGGGACUCCAUGUGACAGAGAGAGUGUUCCCUUCUAAAGCCCUGCCAGGUUUCUACCCCACCCUAGUUCCCCAUAUCCUUUACUUGCUCCCUACCCCGUAUUCAUAUCUUCCCUACUUUUACCACUGCCCACCCACCUAAGCGACUGCCCAUCCAGCCAGCAGCCCCUCUAACCAGGCAAUGUUCAUCCCUUCACCUGGCCAUGGUACACAAGGGCUUGGGGGGGACUCCAGACUGAUAUUUGAUCAGUUGUUUGAUUAAAUGUUAACACACACAUUGCACCGCAGUACAUGGCCACUCAGCCUUGUCCAGGGGAAGGACUGUCAAGUGGUUUCAUACCAGCCCAGUGAAGUUUUAGAACUAGUCGGGAUUUUAUGUGGAACUCUGAAACUUCGUGAACAGAUUCCCUGUUGGGGUAAGACUGCAUGUUAUAUAAGUUCAACUCGUGAUCAGGUGGAAGCAUAAGAAAAUGCUAUAAGCAGUCAGUAAGUGCUACGACAAUGCCUGAGAACAUACUGUACCUGUCCAUGCCAGCUUAUGUUUAAUGCAUUGGAAUGGAGCAUGAGAUGCUUCCAGUAUGUAUCUUGAAGUAAAACAAAAUGAAAAUUUUCUCAUUUGAAUAUCACUGUGCAUAAUGCUCAGUAGUGAUAUCUAUCUUCUUUCCUUCCCUCCUUCCUUUCAUUUUUAUCCUUUCUGUAUCACCUCUCAAUAGAUAUAUAGAAAAGUGCCAAGAAGUGAUAGACUCCCACUCUCCGUCAUCAUACCUUGGAAUGAUGAUGUAACUUUGGCAACCACAUUUCAUAUCUUAUAAUUUUAUGCAUCUGUAGAACUUUUUUCACCCAAGUCUAAAGCAUAGUUUGUGUGCUUACGUUUUCAUCAUGAAUAUUUCUGUAUGUAUUUUUAAACCUCUAAUGAACAAAUUUCGUGUGCCAAUACUGAUUAUUCUGGAUUUUGUUUCCAAUCACCGUGACGAUGGGACAGUGGGACACACUACUGUAUUGUAAUUUUUUUAAUUUUUUAUAUGAUCAUAUGCUAGGUAUCUAGAAUACCCAUGUAAUGUAAUGCCUAACCUUCCUUCCUGCUUAGUUUCUGUUAUUAUUUGUUAGAUUAGCUGUCACACUGUUGAUGCUGGGUUAUGUACGGUGAUUGGGACUACUAAUUGAACUUGUGUUGGUGAUGGGCAGGCACCCUAAAAGGGGGUUGGCUGGCCAACAUGAUUAUUCUUCAAUCUGUGAGGGUAAGUGAGACAGCAGAUCAUUGUGUUAUUUGGCUUCCACUCGAAACGUCCAAUAGCCAAAAGUGGCUUUUUUUCCAGGUCGUCUUACCCUCUCCUCAUGACCAUAAUAUUAUUAUAUAAAUAUAUAUAAUUAAAGUAUAUAUAAAUAUAUAUACAAAUAUGAAUAUAUAUGUUAGAGUAUGUAAUGGUUUUAUUUUUACUUUUAUCUGUUUUAUUUUCCAAUAGACUAUGUAUUCAGUGCAAGAGGACUAUCACUGGAGGAUUCAGGAAUAAGUUUUGUCUCCUCUGUUGUUUAUGAGUUGUUGUUCAUAAAUUAAUUUUUUAUUCAUUAUUUUGAGUAGAAUAGUUGGAUGGAAAAGAUGAUUAACCAAUUGAUCUUUCUCUCUGCAAUGUCUAGUGUGGUUUUUGUUGCUAGAUGUUGUGGAUGUGAGUGUCUCAUUGGUGCUGUAAAAAUAAUAAUGAUAACUGUUCUCUGUGAUAGUGGGGUUAAGAACUGGAAGAUCAAAGCCUGUGGUAUUUUGCUCAUGCUUGGGAAUGGAGGAAAUGCCAGAAUUAAGGCUGUUGGGCUUUUAGACAGUUUCCAUGUCAACAUCAUGUCUACAUAUAACUUUAAUCACCAUGGGAUGAAGUCUGUAUGAAUAUCGUAAGUUAUUUAGAAUUCUGAAAGUUAGAAGGAUUUCGUGAAAACCAUAGCUAUUACUGUUUUUGGAAUCAUCUGUAUUUUUAAA